UAGGCAGCACAGCCCCACCAGAGACCCAGUGGCUUCUGGUUUGUGCGGAGAUGGCCCUGGGACUGCAGCUUCGGCGGCAUGUGCUGGCUGGACUCCUGCUCUGUCUGUGCGCCGGGCGAUGGGCCGAGGCUGGGAAGGUGCUGGUGGUCCCCAUGGAGGGCAGCCACUGGCUCAGCAUGCGGGAGGCUGUGCGGGAGCUCCAUGCCAGAGGUCACCAAGCGGUGGUCGUCGCUCCAGAGGUGAAUAUGCACAUCAAGGCAGAAGACUUUUUCAUCAUGAAAACCUACAGUAUUCCCUACACACAGGAGAAAUUUGAUUCCCUCAUGAAGACUCAUGUACAUCUGCUUUUUGAAAAAGUACAUUGGGUAACGAUGUUUUUGCAAACUAUGGCAUCUUUGAAAAAGGCGUCUUUGCUCUUUGAAAGGUCUUGUGAGGGGCUGUUGUAUAACAAGGAUCUGAUCAGGCACCUGAAUGCCAGUUCCUUCGAUGUGGUUUUAACGGACCCUGUUCACCCCUGCGGGGCAGUGCUGGCUAAGUACUUGUCCAUUCCUGCUGUGUUUUUUUUGCGUUCUGUUCCCUGUGACUUAGAUGUUGAGGGCACAGCAUGCCCAAACCCUUUCUCUUAUGUUCCUCGAUUAUUAACAACAAAUCCAGACCGCAUGACAUUCUUCCAAAGGGUUAAGAACAUGCUCUACCCUCUGAGUCUGAAGUACAUUUGCUGGGUUUCUUUCACUCCUUAUGAACGCAUGGCCUCCGAGCUUCUUCAGAGAGAGGUGUCACUGGUGGAGAUUCUUGCCUCUGGAUCCAUGUGGCUGUUCAGAGGAGACUUUGUGAUGGACCAUCCGCGGCCAAUCAUGCCCAACAUGGUGUUCAUUGGGGGUAUCAACUGUGCCAACAGGAAACCGUUAUCUCAGCUUGAUUGAGAUAUAGUUGACAGGUUUCCC
Cervus elaphus (red deer) is the source of this 944-nucleotide messenger RNA. Its product is annotated as UDP-glucuronosyltransferase 1A3-like. NCBI's taxonomy places the organism in Eukaryota, Metazoa, Chordata, Mammalia, Artiodactyla, Cervidae. The transcript has 2 exons. Bases 51 to 923 code for a protein of 290 amino acids. The record is from RefSeq and is a predicted model, not a curated record. Gene Ontology annotation, molecular function: UDP-glycosyltransferase activity.